GUCCGUUUUGUUUACCAUUUAAUUUAUAUUUUGUAAUUUACGUUCUAUCUUCUAUUCUACAGUAACCUGUAUUAUAACAAAGAAAAUAUUCCAGUUUCGAGUGCCAAUAACCAUGGAUUACUCUACUAUCAGUAACAAGACUAAUUACACAGAAGCUGAAGAGUUAACAAAUGGUGAAUUAAGUGAACGUUAUUAUUUGCUCAAGAAACAAUACGACAAUCUUUCUAGCAGUUAUGAAGCGACCAAACAAGAACUACACGAUGCUAGACGAAGCUACCAAACGGCUUUGGACGUUCAGAGGCACUUAAAUGCGGAGUUAGAAAGUUACCAGGCUGAUGAAGCUCGUCGAAAAAAUGACUUUACUUCCCGUAUAACAAACCUUCAAGAAGAAAUUUCAGAGUUAAAAGUAGAACGUACACAACUAACUGAACAACAUGCAGCCGAAAUCAGUAAGUUCGAAACUCAGAUUCGUAAUUUAAAAGAAGAACAGUCUUUGAAAGUACGUGAGAGUCCGGAGCGAGAUAAUUCUGAGUUAGAGGAGGCGCGGAAAACAGUGAACAGUGCCCUGUCCGAUGCUGCUGCGGCUAAAGCAGCCCUCGAAGAAGCGAGAAUGGAAAUUGCAUCAUGGCGUUUAAAAGCUGAAGAAUUGAUCUCUGAGAUGGGUGAGAUGCGCGUAGCAGCUGACCUUCGGAGAGAGGAACUUAGGGCUGCUAAUGAGAGGGAAGCUACUGCACUGGCUGAGUUAGCAGAAGCCAAAGCUAUGCUGCACCAAUGUACAGAUGUACAACAGGACUUACAACCUCAUGCUGCUAAAGGUAAUUCUAUUUUUGCUGAAGUUGAAGACAAGAGGCAGGAAAUGGCAAAGAACCUCAUUCAGAUGAAACAAACAAAUUCUAGGCUGAGAAGAGAGCUAGCCAACAAGCAAGCUGAGGUAGAUGCCUUACUUCAUGAGAAGCAGACAGUCUGGGAACAGCAGGCCGGAGCCGCAGCUCACUAUGAUAGAGAACUUAUUGAAAGCUACGAGGAGCGCAUCACUCAGCUAGAGGGCGCCUGUGAGAAGCAGCGCCGCGAGCUGUCACGGUGGUUCGGCAAGUUAUGUGAACCUACUGCUAAUGGCUGGCUACCUGGAGUUUUGGACCAUUUGAAAUCAGAAUGCGAGCAACUAAGGGCCGAAGUACUAUCGCGCGGAGCAGCCCAGCUCGCCAGCGCUGCGCAAGUCAGGGAACUUCGCAGAAAACUUGCACUACUUACCGCUUCCGCCACCAAGCAGGCCAACUCCCCCGCAAACAAACCUGACACCAACAACGAUCACAAUAAGACUGAUAUUGGCACGCCUAAAGUUGCUGUUCAAGUUAGAAGUAAACUUACUCCUGAUGAUGUUAAGAAGAAAGUGUCUUUUAACUAAAAUUAUAGUACCUACUAAAAUGUCGUGUUAUGUUUUACAUAGGAUUUUAAACUUUAUCCCCCUUAUUACAAAAAUCUUUAGUCUCAGUUUAAACCAUUGACUUAGAUUUUAAAUUUUGAAUCUUAUUCUCAUCUACCUACCUAAAAUUCGAAAUACAAAAACUGGCUCAAUGUUUUAGACUCAAGACUAACGAAAAGCCUUGUUUUGU
Spodoptera exigua (beet armyworm) is the source of this 1613-nucleotide messenger RNA. NCBI's taxonomy places the organism in Eukaryota, Metazoa, Arthropoda, Insecta, Lepidoptera, Noctuidae. The record is from the annotation of a GenBank genome assembly.